Molecule: messenger RNA, 465 nt
Organism: Microstroma glucosiphilum
Lineage: Eukaryota; Fungi; Basidiomycota; Exobasidiomycetes; Microstromatales; Microstromataceae
Product: putative tyrosine phosphatase family protein
Exons: 3
Coding region: 1-465 (154 amino acids)
Molecular function (GO): phosphatase activity
Source: RefSeq, a predicted model, not a curated record
AUGCUCGUCCCACCCAACAACUUUGGCAUGGUCGAGGAGGAUCUGUACCGCUCAGGAUCCCCAGACUCGAUCAAUUUCCCCUUCCUGGAGAUGCUAGGACUCAACAGUCUUGUCUGGCUCGCACCAGAGGAGCCCAGCCCAGAGCUCUUGACGUUCUGCAAUCAGAACUCCAUUUCCCUCUACCACCUCGGUCACCUCCACUCCACCUCAGCCUGGGAACCCAUCACAGAAGAAGUAGUCCUGCAGGCUCUCAACCUCCUCGUGCAGCCUGCCACGUAUCCUGCCAUUGUCAUGUGUAACCAGGGAAGACACAGGACGGGAACAGUCAUUGGGUGUUUGCGCAAGUUGCAGAUGUGGUGUCUCAGCUCCAUCCUCGAGGAGUACAGGCGCUUUGCGGGACCCAAGGUCCGAGUGAUGAACGAGCAGUUCAUCGAGCUCUUCGACAUCGAUCUAGUAUUCGAAUGA